AAAAAUUGGAUCUUUCCUUCUUUAUCUGAAGCAACAUGGCCCAUCAAUCCACUCAUGGCAGUUCUGGACACAAGAAUUUCAGUUCUUCUUCAGCUUGUUUACCAGCUCUGAGCAAACACAGCGUUAGUUAUUUCACUACAAAGAACCACAAAGCAUUUCCAAGUUUUGGUAGCAAAAGUGUGUACAGUGGUGGAUCAGGAGGGCAUAAGAUGUCAGUUGCAAGUUGCUAUCCAGCGAGAAGUGGACAUGGAUAUGGAUCUAGUAUUGGUCAUGGAUUUGGUGGCUCUGGUUUUGGAGGAUCGGUAUGCUCUCCAGGCAUCACCUCAGUUACCGUGAACCAAAGUCUCCUGGCCCCUCUCAAUCUGGAGAUUGACCCAAACAUCCAAAGAGUGAGGACAGAUGAAAAAGAACAAAUCAAAGGCCUUAAUAACAAAUUUGCUUCCUUCAUCGACAAGGUAAGAUUUUUGGAGCAGCAGAACAAAAUGUUGGAGACUAAAUGGUCUCUUCUCCAAGAUCAAAAAACUGCCAGGUGUCAGAUUGAACCUUUAUUUGAGGCUUUCAUCAGCAACCUCCGCAGACAGCUAGAGAGUCUGGGAUGUGAUAGAGCUCGUCUUGAAGCAGAAAGGAGGAGUAUGGAAGACGCAGUUGAGGAAUUCAAGGGAAAAUACGAAGAAGAACUAAACCGACGCACUGCGGCUGAGAAUGAAUUUGUUAGCCUUAAGAGAGACGUAGAUGCUGCUUUCAUGAACAAAGCUGAACUCCAAGCUAAAGUGGAUUCGCUAACAGAUGAGAUCAACUUCCUAAGAGCUCUAUUUGACGCGGAAAUUGCCCAGCUUCAGGCUCAGAUCUCAGACACCUCUGUGGUUGUGUCCAUGGAUAACAGCCGGGAUCUGGACCUGGAUGGAAUUAUUGCUGAAGUCAAAGCUCAAUACGAGGAGAUCGCUAACAAGAGCAGAGCUGAAGCAGAGUCCCUCUACCAAUCAAGAUACGAGGAGCUACGCAUGACUGCAGGCAGACAUGGAGAUGAUCUUCGUAAUACUAAGCAUGAGAUUGCUGAGCUUAACAGGGUGAUCCAAAGACUCAAAGGAGAAAUUGAAAGCGUAAAAGAACAGAGAGCUAAACUGGAAGGCGCUAUAAAUGAGGCAGAGGAACGCGGAGAAGCCGCUGUCAGAGAUGCCAAGAACAAACUCUCUGAGCUGGAAGCUGCUCUGCAGAAGGCCAAGCAGGACAUGGCUCGGCAACUGAGAGAAUACCAGGAGCUGAUGAAUGUGAAACUGGCUCUGGAUAUUGAGAUCGCCACCUACAGGAAGAUGCUGGAAGGAGAGGAGUGCAGGUUGGCUGGUGAGGGAAGUGGCUCUGUUAGCAUUUCUGUACUGCACUCCAGUUCUGGAGGAUCACACAGAGGUAGCAGACACCACAAAGGCGGAUUUAGCUCUGGAAGUAUCUCGAUGGGAAAAUAUAGCUCUGGCCAUGGACACCCUUGCUAGAAUGUGUUAGUGAAUGCUAUUUCUCAUAACCAAGUAGUUAAGCUCGCUGUGUGCAUGCGAUGUGGACAGUUUGGCACUCAAUAGAAGUAACAGUACAUUCUUUGAUUAAUUUAGUUGGUAUUCAAGACUAAAUCUGCAGCUUCUAGUUUACUUUCAGAUUAUGCUAAUUUAUGUUUCCAUGUUCCUUUCCUAAUAGUUUGAAUAUAUAUGUCAUUAUCUGAAGCCACCCAAGAAACCCUUCCCACAUAGUAACUUCAUCUGUUGUUAAACUACAAUGUCCAUGAAUCUCAUAAACCAAACACUGAAUGUCAUAGGAGUAUAGUUAACAGCUGCUGGGUGCCCUCUGAAAAAAAGACAUAUUGCAUAGAGAUUGGUACACAGCGUUUCUGGACUUCAUUAAUUAUUUUUUUAUUAAUUUCCUAUAAUGGACAUUUUUAAUUUUCUUCAAACAUCACUUUAUCCAUGGUUUGAAGAAAUAUCACAAUGCUGUUAAGAAAGCAAAAUUAAACCAAAACCUUGCUUAACAAAAGCAUCCCAAACAUGAGGUUUAUAAUUUGAAUUUGCUUGGAUUUUUCAUGUCAGCUAUGUAGAAAAUUUUUAAUAUCCUACCUGAUGUACAUGUGUACUAAUUUUUUUUUGCCACUUCAAUAAACUACUAGUUUCAUGCUAACAACAAUUAACACUUUAUUUGCACAAUUAAAGACUAUUAAAAGCGGCAUAUCUAAA
Molecule: messenger RNA, 2213 nt
Organism: Spea bombifrons (plains spadefoot toad)
Lineage: Eukaryota; Metazoa; Chordata; Amphibia; Anura; Pelobatidae
Product: keratin, type II cytoskeletal cochleal-like
Exons: 9
Coding region: 36-1487 (483 amino acids)
Biological process (GO): keratinization; intermediate filament organization
Cellular component (GO): keratin filament
Molecular function (GO): structural constituent of skin epidermis
Source: RefSeq, a predicted model, not a curated record